This is a messenger RNA of Anarrhichthys ocellatus (wolf-eel), 8573 nucleotides long. Its product is annotated as potassium voltage-gated channel subfamily A member 1-like. The transcript has 2 exons. Gene Ontology annotation, cellular component: paranode region of axon; synapse; voltage-gated potassium channel complex. Gene Ontology annotation, biological process: potassium ion transmembrane transport; action potential; protein homooligomerization. Bases 218 to 1744 code for a protein of 508 amino acids. Lineage: Eukaryota; Metazoa; Chordata; Actinopteri; Perciformes; Anarhichadidae. The record is from RefSeq and is a predicted model, not a curated record. Gene Ontology annotation, molecular function: protein binding; delayed rectifier potassium channel activity.
GGGGGGACCUUCCUCUCCAUCUGCUGCUCUCCAAAACUCAAGGUGACGAAGCGUUCGAUGAGGAGAAAGAAGACGACGGUGAUGAUGAUGAUGAAGGAGAGGGAGGCUCUGCACAGCUCUCGGCCUCAGUAGAGGCUUCUUGUCUUUCGACCUGCUGUCCUUCACCUUCACGCCACUUCCUCUUCUUCCCGCCCACCACCACCGCCCGCCAGCAAGGAUGACUGUGGUGUCCACGGAGAACAUGGACGAGACCUCCACCCUGCCGGGCCACCCGCAGGACCUGUACCCGCCCGACGACGACCACGACGACCACGACUGCUGCGAGCGGGUGGUCAUCAACAUCUCGGGCUUGCGCUUCGAGACGCAGCUGAAGACGCUGGCCCAGUUCCCGGAGACCCUCCUCGGGAACCCCAAGAAGAGGAUGCGCUACUUUGACCCUCUGCGAAACGAGUAUUUCUUCGACCGGAAUCGGCCGAGUUUCGACGCCAUCCUGUACUACUACCAGUCCGGCGGGAGGCUGAGGCGGCCGGUCAACGUGCCGCUGGAUAUGUUCUCGGAGGAGAUAAAGUUUUACGAACUCGGCGCGGAGGCCAUGGAGAAGUUUCGCGAGGACGAGGGAUUUAUCCGGGAGGAGGAGCGACCAUUGCCGGAGAAGGAGUUCCAGCGGCAGAUCUGGCUCCUCUUCGAGCAUCCGGAGAGCUCGGGUCCCGCCCGGGGGAUCGCCAUCGUCUCGGUGAUGGUUAUCCUUAUUUCAAUAGUCAUAUUUUGUUUGGAGACGUUACCGGAGCUGAAGGAGGAUCCCAACCAGCGGAUGCGCGUCGUGGGGAACAUCACGAUUUACUACAAGCCGAACGUCCUCACAGACCCGUUCUUCGUGGUGGAGACGCUCUGCAUCAUCUGGUUUUCUUUUGAGUUGAUAGUCCGGUUUUUCGCCUGUCCCAGCAAGGCGGCGUUCUUUAAAAACAUGAUGAACUCCAUCGACAUCGUGGCCAUCAUCCCGUACUUCAUCACGCUCGGGACGGAGCUGGCCGACGACCAGGACAGCAAGGAGAGUAAGGGAGGAGCAGGAGGAGGAGGAGGAGGAGGAGGAGGAGGAGGAGGGGAACAGGCCACGUCUCUGGCUAUUCUCAGGGUAAUCCGCCUGGUGAGGGUGUUCAGGAUCUUUAAGCUGUCCCGGCACUCCAAGGGGCUCCAGAUUUUGGGUCAAACUCUAAAGGCCAGCAUGCGGGAGCUGGGCCUGCUCAUCUUCUUCCUCUUCAUCGGCGUGAUUUUGUUCUCCAGCGCCGUCUACUUCGCCGAGGCCGAGGAGAAGGAUUCGUUCUUCACCAGCAUCCCCGACGCCUUCUGGUGGGCCGUGGUGUCCAUGACCACCGUGGGCUACGGGGACAUGUACCCGGUGACCAUCGGGGGGAAGAUCGUGGGCUCGCUGUGCGCAAUUGCCGGCGUGCUCACCAUCGCGCUGCCGGUGCCCGUCAUCGUGUCCAACUUCAACUACUUCUACCACCGCGAGACGGAGGGCGAGGAGCAGGCGCAGCUGCUCAACGUCAGCAACCAGAACUUGGCGUCGGACACCAACUCGAGCCGCCGCAGCUCGUCGGCGGUCAGCAAGUCGGAGUACAUGGAGAUAGACGAGGACAUGAACAACAGCAUCGAUAACUUUAGGGAAGCGAACCUUAGGACUGCCAACUGCACGGCGCCCAGCCAGAACUGUGUGAACAAGGGGAAGCUGCUCACCGACGUGUGAGGCGGCGACAAACCGACAACCGACGUGCUCCGCGGUGGUGUAAAUAUUGUAGAAAUAUCUCGAUGCUUUAUCUCCAUUGGUGCAUUUUAAUUCUUCUUUUGCAUUUUGAUUCAGACACAUUUACAAAACAAAAGAAGGUAGAAAGGCUCAGUUAGUUCAUGAAAACACAACGACAGACUUGUUUGGUAAUCACAGAGAUCAGCUGGUGUCGGGGGGGAAUGUUUCUUUGAUAUAUUAAUCAGUCGUUUUGGGAGAUUUGCAAGAGUCUAACGAAAGACAUAAGUCAGGACGUCUCGACUUCUUCUGCUUUGAUCAUUCCAAACUUACCAGACAGGAAGUGACAUCAUGUAAGUUAUUAUCAAGUUGCACUAUGGGAAAUGUAGAAACAAGUGUCUCUGCUCCAAAACUUGAGACAAGAGUCACUGUUGCACCAAUUUAUUCCGUUAUUUAAAAAAAUAUCUCUCGCACAUUCUCAAACUGCAGUCCUGAAGUGAUCUCGAGGUAUUCUGUCUUUGACGUCUCUGAAAAGGAAUUUGUAGCUUGUUUCACAUCAAAUGACAUGAAAACAAUCUUGUUUUUGGAGCUUUUCAUGGAUACAGACGGAUGCACAAGAGCGUCAUUUAACAGCAAAGAUUUAGUAAAUCAAAGGGAGUUCAUUUCCCUCAAGGCAAAUGUACUGGUGUAGCACCUUUCAACAACAGGAAAUAAUAAUUAAAAUAAGUUAAAAAAGAUGAAACAAGAGAAUAAUAGCAGUGCAGGAUAUGAAUACAAAGUCCCACAUUUAGUUUAAGAAAAGGCAGAAAAGUUUGAGAGUUGAAUAUAUAAAUGAAACGAGGGAACAAUUAACUCAUCUGACACCAGAAUUUAUCCACAAAUCUCCCGACACCGAGCUUUGUGCAGAAGACUCAACAACAAACAAACAACAAUUAGCUGAGAUCUGAAGAACUUCGUCACAUUUCCGAGUGGAUUACAGUGUUUUUUUUUAUGCGGCACAUCCAGGAACUUUUUAUUUUUUUUGGGAAAACUCAACACCAGAUGUUGACGGAUGUUUUUUCCAGGCACCUUAAGAACCAAACAGGAAGUGUGCCGAGCCUCGUGGAGGAUUAUCUGCUGCUGCUGCUACAGGUCGGCUGGAGGUUCCCUGUGUGACGCCAUGCAACACUCCUUUAUAUAAAGAAAGCAUGUGGAGACUCUUCUCUCUUAUAUCGGCAUGCACAAGACCUGACCUCAUUUUUACUUUGACAUGUUCUUCUCUUUGUCCCUCUCUCUUCUUUUAAAACCCUCAUCUUCUCUUCCUGGAACUUUUUCUCUUCAUUUGUUUUCACCAAAAGUGCACUGGCUAUUUAUUAUUAUUGUUUUUUAAUUAUUUUCAGAAGCAUUUACAUGUUGAAUGUUAACGCAUUAAGGGAACAGGAACACUUCUUUUUGGAAGAUCAUGGCAUGUGAACAAUACUAAAGCAUUAUGGCCUAAUUAGCUAUGGUAUAGCUACGUAUACUCAAUGCAUGACUACAGUAUUCAAUUGCUUGCAGUUGUGGAGGGACCUCGGGAGCUGGGGGAUGAUGAUGAUGAUGAUGAUGAUGAUGAUGAUGAUUCUCCUCAUUGUUGUCAAGCUAACGACGGGAUACGGUGCAUGACGGAGCUAUAACUGCCGGAGGGGACAAAUCUGCUAAAAAAACAAAAACAAGAAACAAAAGGAAAGGGGCAACAAAAAACAAGCAUCAGAAGAGACAUGUCUGAUGAGCUCUUUAAAGAAUCACACUUCAGAAAUAACAUCCUCUCAUGGAAAGCUUUGAUCUGUGAUGGUGGAGAGCGUGGGAUCAUUCUUUAUGUCAUUUGUGACCCAAUUUCUGUUCUUUCAUGCAUUUGACUUUUAAAAACAGUUUGAAGAAGGGAAGCAGACAUAUUUAAACAAAUUGCAUAGAUAUAUCUAAAAUUAGUUUCUAGUGCCUUGAACCCCGUCUCAUUAUAGAUUUGACUGAAGUGCCUCCCGAUACGACAGGAAACAAAGAGCUCAUACGUGCAGCUUAGCUUCUCCUGCCAUGAAGAAGCACGACUCCCUGCACACCUGGAAGAGAAGAGGGUUCAACCCAUUUGAUAGUGAAUUUAUUCCUUAACCUGGAGGCAGAGUUCUGGGCCCACAGACGCUCACAUUGGUCCUUGUUGAUGACACACGGCUGCAGUACGGUGAACAAGAUAGAGGUGUUGAAGUAUGGAUUGUUUGCAUGGAAAUUACAGAGAAACUAUGGUAUUUAUUUUAUACAUCUGCAGGUAUUAGCAUCCAUAAGCGGACAUUCCAAUACUUAGUUAUAUUCUCUCGUAUAUUAGUUCUUUUGUGGUCAUAAUGUAAAUGAAACUACUCAAAUGUUUGUUUUUAAAUCCAAACGAAGGCUAACAUAAAUUAGUGGAUUAACUAUUGUAACUACAGAGGGUCAAUUGAGUGGUCGGUUUGUCGGCUAAAGAAGCUAGCUGGUAGCUUAGCUAACUAGCAAACCACUAACCUUUCUCUCUGAGUUCAAAUGAAAGUAAACAGAGAAAUUAUCACAUUUGAUUAGCUAUAUUAGCUCAAUGCAUAGGGUCGUACUUAUGGGGCAACUAGACGGCUAACCGAGCUAGCUGUCUGGUUAGCUAGCUAGUGAACAACCUGUCCACUGACAGUGAAACCUGUUGAUAACCUUUCACUUCAGAUGACGUCUGAUUCCGUAGAAUAAGAUCGAGCUCGUCUGUGGACUCUGAUUCAGAUUAACAAGGUUCUAAAAAGCAAGUUGCUUGUGUUUGGAUUUGCAUAUAAAGAUUUGGGAUUUAUGUUCGAUUUAAGUUCAUUUGGAAACCUCCAGGAGAAUCGCACCUGUUUCCCAAAAGUGCAAAGUCAGCGUGAUUUAUUAGUCCGAAUGGCCACAAUUAUGGGAAUAAGAAAAACAUUAGAAUUCCCUCUAAAAUGAAGCAAAUCGGAUGGAAUAUUGUUACUGAUAACAAAUAUCAGUUGUAUAAUGUGCGGCCAUACGUAACAUGAAGUCAUAUUGUAAGGCUCAUUAUUUUGCCUGAAUUUCAAGUGUGACAGGUUCCAAAAACCUCCACGUCUCCCCAAAAACACUGAGGUCCCGCCCUCUUUACUGGCAGCUAUGUGGCUCUGAAUGCAGCACCAAACAUCUCAGAGGAUACAAGCUGCCACCGUCAGAGAAGCCUGAUCAGACACUGCCGUUCUCUGAACAAGCUGCAGCACACCUGCCCCCUCUCUAUGAAAGUCUGCUUGUGUAACCCUGAGAACAACGAGCCGUACACGUCUUCCUUAAUCGCUUCAGGCGUAUCAGGGAGGAGUUGGGGAGGACGGAGAGCUCAGUUGUGGAUGUUUUGCUGCAGAGAGAUGAAUCCCACGAGCAUUAGUCACUCUGCAGGCCAGCAAAAUGGCGCUGCUGCUGUUUUGAUUUGAGGAGGCAGCACAUGUCUGUGCGGUUACAGAUCGAUGAAUGAAUCUGUUCACAUCAUCCGGACGUAGAAGGAGAAGACGUGGACCUCAGGGUCACUCUGCUGGUGUUGAUCCUCACUGGUGACUCCAGCACUAAAUAUGUGCAGUUUGGUGACACUUCAAUACAAUUAUGGUUUUCAAAGUGUUGAUCCUGCAGAUUAUGAUAGAAGACAAUAUCAAUAUCAAUGUUGUGAUGCUAUGCUGAUCCAAUACUUGUACGAUGUACUAGAGAGUAUCACCUGAUCACAUGAUGAUUCAACACGUCAUGAAGAUCUCUGAGUGAACCGGGAUUCAGCCUCUGAAGCAGAAACACCUUUUCAUUUUAAAUUCUAGGAUUUGUUUUGUGUGACAGAAAUAAUGAAGAUUCACACUUCAGAGCUGUGAAAUCUUCUUGAUUGAAAACUUCUACACCGACUACGUUUACAUGCACAAAAGUUUAAGUUGUUUUGCCCCGAAUAAGACGAUGUUCUGAUGUUUACGAGCGAGUUCAUGUUCCUGUUUACUGAACCGUCGCUCUCUCGCCAGAUUUGCAGAACUAUGUUCUUCAGGCUUUUUCUGUUACAAGCUUUUCCAGGGACGGCAGAUGAAAAACAGCGUCUUGGCUAACUCCGCCGCAUUACAGGAAUGUUUAUUGAUAUGCACUGUCCCUUUUAAAUGAACCAAUACAAGCAAAACAACGCUGCCGUGCACAAGAACCGACGUACACUGUAAAACCCUGAUUGAGACGCAUAUUGUGAAUGUGCUGCGUGUCCAAAGAAAGCUUCUUAAACUCUGAAUCUAGAAACCCUGAUUCAGAACAUCCUGACAGUGUCUUGUGUUCAUGUGACCAUGAUCCCACUGGAUGUUGAGCAGCCUGUGGCGGCUUCUUGUCGAUGACUUUAGAGUGAGUGAAGCGCUUUUACGCCAGAUUUAAAAACAACUUUGUAUCCGUGUGGACGACGGCUGAAAGACUCGCAAUCAACGUUUUCUUGUGUUUUUAAGUCGCCUCGUGUUGUAAAGUAACGCUGAGCAGCUUCUUCACCUCGUUGCUCGUCCAUAUACGAGUCCUUUUUCUAUUUUAGAGUUUUUGCCACAGCGCCAAAUAUCAAAUGUGUAUGAAUAAGAAAUAAUUAGCUAUUAGCUUCACAUUGUUUAUUAUAGAGGUGUAGACGGGGUCCCGGAUCACACUCAGCAUAUGGUCAUGUUCUGAACUAAAGUGGGAUCUCAGUGUGCAUGUACACGCGUCACCGUGGAGCCAGUGUUUCACAACAAUAACCCCAAAUUAUUGACAAUUUAUCCUUAAAGUGAGAACAGUUCUGGUGAGACACGUGUUGAGUGUUUCAGUGAGUCUCAGCUGGUUCUGUUAUGUUGACGAGGAACGUUCAACUUGAAGCAUCAACACAGUUAAAGUCUGUGUUGGAAAUCAACAGAAAUCAGCUUCUUGUUGAGCAGCUGAGCUUCUUCUGACUCACUGGAGCUUCUUACAUCACAGUCUGCAGGUCCUCUUUGACUCUCAGCUCUGCAGGGUUUGGUGUUUGGAUAAAGAGUCUGCAGACUCAUCGGACACGUUUAAGCUCUUUCAUGCAACUCGUACAGUUGUGGAGCUGAACGUCCUCCUGCUCUCACAUCUUCUACCCGAUCAGAGGAGAGGAAACACCUGGUCCUCUCUUCUAGUCUCACUGCUAACAUCUGCUUCACUUCAUGAUCCAAUCAGGACUUGUAUUAUUCAGAGCAGCAGGAACAUGCAACAAACCUGCAGAUGAAUACAAAUACAACUCGUCCCAACGUGCUUUAGUGGGAAGUUGAGGCUCUUUAAUCAGAAUAUAAAGAUGAGCUGUCAUGAAGGAUUAUUUGUGCUUUCAAUGUGACGAAAUGCAUGAGUGGUAUGAACGAGAUAAUAACGCCAUUGUUUGUGUGCAGCAGCUGUGUGUCAUCACCCGCUCAGCUUGAGGCUGGUUGAAGAUGAAGAAUCCCUUUAAACGAAUGUUUCAGUCAAAAUCAGGAAACGCUACGAAGGUGCUCCGUGUUAAACGUGCAGUCGGAAAGAAGACGUCACACGCUUUUUAUUUCUCAAGGAUGAAAUCACAUCAAACAAAAAGAAGAACAUCACAACAUGAGGGUAGCUGGUAGUUGUCGUCGUUCAUUCUCGUCGUGUUGGACACAUUUCUGCACCAGAAGGGACCAAAAUUAAGUUUUGUAGUUUUUCAUAUCAUCAGAGCAGCUGAACCGACUGAUGACACGCGAUGAAUAAAAGUCUUUUCUAGACCGGCUGGUCGUCACGUCUUUAAUCUUUCUGUUUGAUAUUCAGUGAAGAGGACGACACGACUUCAUAUCACUUAUUUUAAGCUUCAAACUGCCAAAAAUGAUGAAGAAGUUAAUUUACAGUCGAUCACAUGACUGAUGAUCAGUGAGCUGCAUAUCAACCAUUUCUGUUCUAUUCUCUCAUGCGACAGAAUUCUGCGACAGAAGCAGAGUUUCUCAGCGUCCACAGGACGCUCUGAGAACCUGAUGUUGGAUAUUUAUAUUUAUUUAAAUCAACGUUGAUUGUAGAGCUUCAGAGAUCUGUGGGUUUCAUCGUUUCAUCACUUUAGAUAUAAGAUAUUCAAACGUUAAAGUAAAUGUUCACAUCCUUAUCUCAAUCAAGUCUGUUGAUUUGUUGAGCAAAAGGGAAGUUUAUUUUGAAAAAGUAUGAAUGAUUACGUCUGUAAUUAUGUAAAAGUAUCCAAAAGUUGCUGCUUUAGGAAACUGAAUGCUACGAUGUAUUAAAUCCAAACGCUUAUUUGUUUGUUUGGACUGUAAACUGCUUCAACUUUUAUCAUUUAAUAUUGACAUUAUAUUUUUAUUAUUAAAAGCCUAACUGAUCAAUUUGGUAAUUUAAAGUUUAUUGGCAAAGAAGCAAAUGCAAAUUAAUUUGUUGAACAAAUUGAAGGUUUUUAAAAAGUGCUUUAUAUUUAAACUUUAAAAUAAUUGUAGCUUUAAGAGCAACACGUUCUCACUCUCAACUCGUCACAUGAUGCUCCUACGCUUCCCUCUACGGUCGGUUAUGCACGAGUCAAGAUGUCUCAGAUUUUUACACAAAUGGCGUCUUUUCAAAAUAAAAUCCAAUGUAGGUUUACUCACAAAACACACUACCCGGUUUAAAAAAAAGAUUCCGGUUUGAGAAGUGAGCCGGUUGUUAAGAAAAUUCUGGACUAAUCGGUCGUAAAAUAAGUCCAAUUAAUUACAGUUUUACUCAGAUUUUGGGACCUGAAAGUGAAUAAUUGAGCUUGAAAGUUAAAAGGUGAAUAAAUACAACAGAAUAAAAGUUUACUUCACAGAUAAGUUACGUUAUGUUAUGUUAAGUAACAUUACGCUACAUUUAAGUUAUGUUAAAUAACAUUACGCUA